Molecule: messenger RNA, 786 nt
Organism: Diorhabda sublineata
Lineage: Eukaryota; Metazoa; Arthropoda; Insecta; Coleoptera; Chrysomelidae
Exons: 3
Coding region: 125-736 (203 amino acids)
Source: RefSeq, a predicted model, not a curated record
AUCAGUGUCAAGGUGAAUAUCGGACAGCAGUGUAAAAAUUAUAUAUAUAUAUAUAUAUGCAGUAGAGUGAAACUUAAAUGACUAUGCGAAAGAAUAUGAAUGGUAUUACUCAAACAUCUCCGAGAUGAAAUUAGCGUUUAUAGGACUGGCAUUCAUAAUAUCACCGAUUUUGAUCGUAUGCACCGACAAUGGGAAUCUUGAAGAACGUGUAAAUAACAGAACGGAUAUUCUAUUAGUAUCAACAUCUCCGAAAACUACUGAAAUAUUACUGUAUAGAGUAAUAGGCAAAUUGAAAAAAUUCUUCAAUCAAAAUAACGAAAACAACUUCACAGGAAGAUGUAUUCAAUUAGCCAAGAAAAUACGGUCAUUAAUUCCAUUUGCAAUUUUCGGUGCUGGUGUUAUAAUAACCUUAUUAGGUUUUCUAACGAUGUUUUCCAUAAAAUCUCUUGGAUUACUAAUACUUUUACUAUUGAUAAAUGCAAGUAGUGCCGUAGCUAAAAUAACUGCUGCUUUCGUUCACAAAGGAGACAAACAACCAUCGACUGUACAUUACCACGUAAAUAAGUAUAAUGAUGAUCACCAUGGAUAUCACGUAGGGCACGACAGUUACGAUCACGAUUGGGACAGAAAAACGAGAAUUAACGAAGAAAUUAUGGAAUUAGAUCGACUAGAAUCUUAUAAUUUAUAUAAUAAGUUAUUAAAUAAUUUGGCUUCCAAAAAUUAUCGUAUUAUAUAAUAGUCGUUUAUUGUAAAUAAUAUUUUUUUUAUAAACAGAAAGUAUGGAAA